CAAAUGAUCUUUUGUGCUGGAAUUCCGACAUUUUUCAAUGUUUACUCGCUCUUUAUCAUAUUCCCAUCAGUGGACACUCUUUAAUUUAGCCUACGCCUAAAUCACUCGUAAAAAGAGUAAGAUGUAUACAGGAGAAACAGCAGGAUUCCACUAGGACUGAUUACAACCCUGAGCACGAGACAGCCGUCUGCUCUGCUGCAGCGUCUGCGCACACGCGGAACAGGGAGCGGUCAUUUGAGUAUUUACAGUAUAGAAAGAAGUUCCAUUCUCGCCGGAAUAAAAGACAAUCAUACAGACAAACUGCUGGUUCCACUACAGUGAUGUCUUCUGUGUGGUGGGAGCAGUUGCUGGAAACAAAUGGUACCUCAAUGGACAACAGCAGCUGCUACAGCUCCAAACAGAGCACCGUUCUCACGGGAAUCGGCUUUGGAGGAGUGCCAGUUGUGCUACUGCUCGAUUUCUCGGUCUUUCUGGUGUUGCUGAUUGUCUUCUCUAUUAUCAGGAGGAUGUUCUGGGACUACGGGCGUCUGGCAUUAGUUGCAGAUAACGAAGGGUUCACCAAGUCAACACGCCGUCGCUAUGGACGCAUGUCAUCCUUAGUGUCCAGCAUGGAUGACCUUGAGUAUGAAUUGGGGUGCUGCUCUUGGCUGCCCUACAUCCUCAGAAUGGAUAAGGAAAAAAUAAAAGCCAGAUGUGGCAUGGAUGCUGUUCACUACCUGUCCUUCCAGCGUCAUCUGAUCGUCCUGCUGUUGGUUAUAACUGUCACCUCCCUUGCAGUCAUACUGCCAGUCAACAUGACAGGAGACCUGCUUGAUAAUAAUCCACAGAGUUUUGGAAGGACCACUGUUGGGAAUCUUUCAACAAAAAACGACCUGUUAUGGCUGCAUACAGUGUUUGCAGUUUUGUACCUGAUCUUGACAGUUGUUCUUCUGCGCCAUCACACAUCACAAAUGAAAGACAUGCGCAGAGAGACGACCAGAAACACUUUGUUUGUGUGUUCAGUCCCUAAAACAGCCACAGAGGAAGAUUUAAAGACCCAUUUCACAGAGGCGUACCCUUCUUGUGAAGUGUGUGCUGUGACCCUGGGCUAUGACGUGGCAAAGCUCAUGCACCUUGAUAAGGAAAGGAUGCGAGCAGGAAAAAACCUGCGCUACUAUGAGCAUGCCCUAGAGAAAACCGGGACACGUCAGUUGAUUAACCCUCGUUUGUGUGCUCACCUCUGUUGCUGCUCCCACUCUGAGGUUGAUGCCAUAGAGUACUACAGUACUAAAGAAAAAGACCUGCUGGAAGAGGUGAGGAAGCAGACAGAACUUGUGCCACAGCGCCCCCUGGGGAUGGCCUUCGUCACCUUGCAGACCGAGGCUAUGGCCAAGUACAUUCUGAGAGACUUCAAUGCACUCGAGUGUGGUGGCAAAAGCUGCUGUUGUGGGAGGCUGCCCCAACCUUCAUCCAACAGUGGAACUCUGAAAGUAAACAAGUGGAGCGUCAGCUAUGCACCCCAUCCCAGAAAUGUGUAUUGGGAAAAUCUCUCAGUGCGGGGCUUUCACUGGUUCAUGCGCUAUGUUACGCUCAACUUCUUCCUUUUCGUGCUGCUCACCUUCCUCACGACUCCCACCAUCAUUAUCAACACCAUGGAUAAGUGGAACGUGACUAUGCCCAUCUACUAUCUCAAUAGUCCUAUCAUCAGUCAGUUCUUCCCCACUCUCCUGCUGUGGUCCUUUUCUGCGUUGCUGCCUACCAUAGUUUACUAUUCUACAAUAGGAGAGGCACACUGGAGCAGGUCCAGUGAGCAGCUGAGCAUGAUGCGUAAGCUGUACUUCUUCCUGCUCUUCAUGGUGCUAAUCCUCCCCUCGCUAGGACUCACCAGUCUUGCCUUUUUUUUCCGCUGGCUGUUUGAUGAACAUUUUCUCGCAGAUGGGAAACUGAGGUUUGAGUGUGUGUUCUUACCUGAUCAAGGGGCCUUUUUUGUCAACUAUGUGAUCACAGCAGCCCUGGUGGGCUCUGGGAUGGAGUUGCUGCGGUUGCCAGGAUUACUGCUUUACAUCAUCCGUAUGGUGUUUGCUCGCUCUGCUGCUGAAAGGAAAUAUGUCAAAGAGAACCAGGCCUAUGAGUUUGAAUAUGGAGCCAUGUAUGGCUGGUGCCUAUGUGUCUUCACUGUAAUUAUGGCUUACAGCAUCAUAUGUCCUAUUAUUGUUCCUUUCGGUCUCCUGUACAUGAUGCUCAAGCACCUGGUGGACAAACACAACCUGUACUUUGCCUACCUGCCUGCUCGCCUAGACCGCCAGGUCCACCUGGGAGCUGUCAAUCAAGCUCUGGCCGCGCCCAUCAUCUGCCUAAUAUGGCUUUACUUCUUUUCUGUCCUCAGAGCAGGUUUCUGGAAACCUACAUCUCUAUUCACACUGGUGGUCCUGUGGAUCACCGUCGCCAUCUGUGUCAGCUACACCUGCUUUGGCCAUUUCAAGUACCUCAGUCCACACAACUAUGCGGUGAAAGAGGAGGAUGAGGAUAGAGUAGAGGGAGUGGAAGAAAACACCAAGGUCUACCUUCCCAGAGUGCUUAAUUCCAAAUCACCUGCCGUAGCACAACAGGGCUCUAAACAUCAGCAGUCUUACGGCUCUACAGAGGCCAGCCCAGUCCACAGCUCCAGCCCGGUGACAGACCGCAUGUCAGAUGGCUGAUUCAGCGUAUCUCAACACUGAGUCAGGAUGCCCACAACUCCUGAUCGGAAAUCUGCUUCCUUCACAAUUAUUUCUAUCCUGGCUCAUAUACCAGGCUCACGAAACUCAGAUCAAACUGCCAAACUGGAGAAAAGAUUCUGUGACAUUAUUGCCUAUUUCCCGCUUAAAAUGUUUUUAGAAAAGACAUUUUACUGUAAUGUUUAGCUGUAAUUUGAGAAAGUUUGUGACCGGGCCGCCAUUUUUUUACCUGCUUGAAAACGGACCAAGCACCGCCCCAACUUUCAUGUGUCACUCAGCGCUAUGUCUCACGUUUGGUUGCUCUGAUUGGUUGUAGGUCUAUCCAAUUUCAGGUUGGUUUCAUACUAAUGCACAUUUGUGAAUUAGUCUAGCUAAGAAGAAAGGAGAGAACAAUCUCCAGAUGGUACUACAGAAGAAUGUGCAAAAGAUUACAAAGACCUGCACUGUGCUGCCCAACAUAAGUCCCACUUUCUUACCUUAAUUUAAAUUGCCUUCUACAGGAAAGAAGGUAAAUAUGAAUGUGCUGAGAAAUCUGAAUUAGUUACAUAUGUAUAGGUGUAUUUUCUGUAUGAGACCUCUCAAUCACCAAUGUAUGUUUAGCCAAAACCUGCCAUUUCAAACAAGCCAUUAUGUUUGUGAAAAAAACAACUUUAUAAUUCAUUCAUUGCACAUGUUGAAACUGAUUAUGCAAGUUUUACCAGAACAAGACAAUCAAGCCAAGUCAGCAACACUGAUGCCAAAGACGUGGACAAGCAGAACUUCCUGUUUGUUACUUGUUGUCUAGAUUUUGUUCCAGUUUAGAUUUCUUCACAGUGCCUUUUUUGAUGCCAGAUGACAACACCUGCCAAGGGAAUAACGUAUUGCCUUAUGUUCAUGAUGCACUUUCUGUAUCAAGAGAGGCCUGUUUGGUGUUACUAACACAAGAAGUUAAUGUUGGCUUUUGUAAUAUGACAAGAGAACACACAUGUAUUUCAGUAUUGCAGGAGAUUUGCACCUACAACUUUUUAUUUAAAUCACAUAUGGCAAUGGUUAGAGCUAUUAUUUUUUUCUUUUGGUUUCAAAUAAGACAAUCAUGUUGUUCCAUUAAUGAAGGAAUGUUUUAAAAAGGUCAAUGUUUUUUGUAUUUAAGUUACUUUGAAGUUAUGUUUUUGCAGCUUUUUAAAAUGUGCAUUUUAACAAGGAGCUAAAUCCUAAAGGCAAAUGUGUAACUUUAAUAAGAGUGUUGAAGUUUAGCAGAUAAAAUGUCUUCAGAUUGCAUAUGUUAAGAGAAACGCAGACUUUGUAGCUUUGUAUUUGGCGAUUUAAAUGUAAAUACAGUAUGAAACAAUCUUACAUGCUGUUUUUAAAUACAAACGGGAACAACUUUACGGUUA
Molecule: messenger RNA, 4069 nt
Organism: Perca flavescens (yellow perch)
Lineage: Eukaryota; Metazoa; Chordata; Actinopteri; Perciformes; Percidae
Gene: tmem63a
Product: transmembrane protein 63A
Exons: 23
Coding region: 321-2678 (785 amino acids)
Cellular component (GO): plasma membrane
Molecular function (GO): calcium-activated cation channel activity; nucleic acid binding
Source: RefSeq, a predicted model, not a curated record